Messenger RNA from Heterostelium album PN500, 300 nucleotides. RefSeq lists its product as uncharacterized. Bases 1 to 300 code for a protein of 99 amino acids. The record is from RefSeq and is a predicted model, not a curated record. NCBI's taxonomy places the organism in Eukaryota, Evosea, Eumycetozoa, Acytosteliales, Acytosteliaceae. The transcript is spliced from 2 exons.
AUGAGUAGUAGUCAAGAAAAUAGAAUAUUAAAUCAAGAUGAAAUUGAAAGUUUAUUUCAAAAGAUUCAAUCAAAUAGAUUAGAAUGUGAUUUGUUAAUAUCGUUAUUCAAUGUUUCAGCGACAUCCUCAAGGAAAUAUCAUGUAUGUGAGCCUUUUCCAGGAUUUCUAAAGAAUAAGAGUGCAAAGAAUUUCGAACAGAUCGAUAGUUUCUUUAAUGAGUUACCAUCUCUUUCUCAAUUAGAUACAAUAGAUAUCACUCAUAUGUUUACAAGAAAUACUAACGGGAGAUCAUUCUUAUAG